ACCUGAUACAAACCAGACUUCCAGACACAUUAAAUAGUAUUUAAUUCAACGAAACUUGAAUUUCACGGGCAAGUUGCGACAAUAUUUCUACUCCAUUGCCCUUGUGAACUUAUCUUCGCAUGGAUCACCUACUUUGUGUUCGAUUCAUUCAAGAAAAAGAUUAUAAGAUAUAUCAACCGUGAUUUGAGGAAAUUUCUUAAAUAUUGUCUGGAACUUUUAAAAGUCUUUGACAGUCUUUACCUAUGUGCUAGUGGUUACGUCAUACCCUUCCACUCCCCCUAGAGUCGACUCGUCCUGAGAUCACACGUGCUCUCGAAAAUAAUAUUGCAGUUAACAUUUGACAGUUGGUGAUAGGGGUGCUACGCUAUAAGCAUGUACGAUUAGCACGGUGUUGUGAACAAAAUACCCCGUAAGACAGAUAUGUUUUGUGAUUAAAAAACCAUUUCACCAGCAGCUAUCUACUUUACCAACGGACACCAAAAGAUCCAAGAUUCGCAAAAAAUUAAGGAGGGGGAAAAACCUUUUGUUAUUUAUUUCCUUGGAUGAUUUAUAUUAGGAGCACCGUCACCAGCGGAGAAGCGGUCCAGCCUCUGGAUGGUUUUUAAUUCAGUCUGACUUUUGUUGGGAUCCUUUUGUUUUUUUUUUAUUUUACCAUGUGGUAUGGGAAUAUAUUGGGGUUGAUUUUAACCCAAAGUAUAUUUUUAUUUGCACCGGUGCGAGGACAAUUUGAGUCAGAUGCUAACAUAGAUUUACUGGGGGCCAUUGGUGUCCCAGGUGAAAAGAGGGGGGUAAGCUAUGCCAGCGGAAUGGAUGGUUACCCGGCCUUUGAAAUAAAAGACAGUGCUCACAUCAAGGAGCCUGCAAAAGCAUUUUUCAAAAACCAAAUUUUUAAAGACUUUGCAGUUGGCAUAACUAUAAAACCAAACAAAAGAACUGGUGGAUUUUUAUUCGCAGUGAAAAAUCUUUAUAACACUAUAGUACAGUUUGGCAUAGAAUUGACAACGAACAAAUUAAUUUUAUACUAUACUGCAGAUGUUCGGUUUGCACCAUCGUCUAAUCAGUUAGUGUCUUUUGACAUUGGAGAUUUUUAUAACAAGUGGACCAGAUUGUCUUUAAAAGUAGAAGGUGAUAAGGUGACGUUAUACAAAAAUUGUGCCAAAGUUGAAACUAAAACAGUAACAGGAAAAAAUGGACCGUUAGAUGUAGAAGAUGGAGCUAAUUUGUAUAUCGGACAAGGUGGAGACAAUUUCGACAAUACAUAUACAGGAGUCAUUCAGGAGCUGAAGAUUUAUGCAGAUCCAGCGGAGGCAGAGAAUUUUGAUUGUGAAGACCAGUUAUAUGGUAGUGGAUCUUCAGGUUCAGGGACAACAGAUGCACCAGAAAUUAUCCCACCUAUCAUAACUCCUCCCCCACCUUCAGUUAUCAAGGGAGAAAAGGGUGAGCGUGGGGAUAGGGGUUUUAAAGGAGAAAAGGGAGAUCAGGGAUUACCUGGCAAUGCCUCAGAACCUGCAGGUGCUGGACAGAAAGGUGAGAAGGGAGAACCUGGAUUGCAAGGUCCUAGGGGAGAUGUUGGUUUACCUGGUGCUGAUGGUGCAGAGGGACCUGCUGGUGAAAUAGGACUUCCAGGCAGGGAUGGAGAACCAGGCCAAAAGGGUGAACCAGGGGAAGCAGGCAGACCAGGAGUCCCAGGAAUUGGUGUACAGGGACCUAAAGGAGAUCCCGGGGCACCUGCUGUCAUCAACAUGAAGGAUAUCACAGAUUACAUUGAAACCCGACUUCCAGGGUCAGGAAGCAAUGGGGAGAAAGGAGAGAAGGGAGACAGAGGUGAAAAGGGGGAUAUGGGUCUGCGAGGGGAUACUGGACUUCCUGGGUUACCUGGUAGUGAUGGCUUGCUUGGACCAAUGGGACCCAAUGGUCUUAAGGGUGAACCAGGUGAAUCUAUAGAGGGACCUCAGGGACUUCCAGGAAAAGAUGGUCUCCCAGGACUGCCCGGUCAGAAAGGAGAACGAGGAGAACAAGGACUGCGUGGUCUCCCAGGAGCCCCAGGACUCCCAGGAAUUGCAGAGGGAUCUGGGCAGGUGGAUGGAGAGCCUGGCCUACCUGGUGCACCUGGAGUCCCAGGAGAGAAGGGAGAGAGGGGAGAAACUGGACCCCAGGGUCCUAAAGGAGAACCUGGUACAUUUGAUGGUGACAUCAAAGAUCUCAUUGGACCUGCAGGACCAAGGGGAGAGGCAGGAGACCCUGGACUUCCUGGAAUGCCAGGACCAGCUGGAAUACCGGGGAAAGAAGGUCCUGCUGGACCGCGAGGUCAAAAGGGGGAUAUGGGCGAACCAGGGACAGACGGACGAGAUGGACAGACAGGACCAGAGGGACCAACUGGUCCAGCUGGUGCUAUUGGACCCCGGGGACUGCCAGGUGCCCCUGGAGCCCCGGGGGUACCAGGUUUGCCUGGACUCCAAGGACCCCCUGGAACAUGUUCGUCUUCUCCCAUUCGUGGGGAUAUGACAGGGCUUGGUGAUGAUCUGGAAUUCUCUGGAUCUGGGGAUGGGUGUGGAGGAGACUGUACCUGUACUGGGACACCAGGACGAGAUGGAAUCAAUGGCACAAUGGGACCCAGAGGUUUACCUGGGCCCCCAGGAGCUAGAGGAGAGAAAGGAGAGAGGGGACUUCAAGGUCCAGAAGGAAAGGAGGGACCUGCAGGCAAAAGAGGGGAACCAGGUCCCACGGGAGAACCUGGACGUGUAGGGCCACAGGGGCCACAGGGUGAGACAGGUGCAAUGGGAUCCCCUGGUUUGCCAGGUGUAGCAGGUGAACCUGGCCUCCCAGGACUACAGGGACCAAAGGGUCAAAAGGGAGAGCAGGGUGUUGGUGUUGCAGGUAAAGAUGGAAAAGAUGGGGUAGAGGGAUCCCCAGGGCCUCCUGGACCCCCAGGACCUCCUGGACCAGCCAUCAGUGUAGUAGAGCCCGGGUCAGGGGGAGUAGAAGGUGUAGAUGGAUUACCUGGUCAAAAGGGAGAGAAGGGAGACACUGGUCUUCAGGGAGCACCUGGCACACCGGGAUUACCUGGUAAAGAUGGAGAAAAGGGUGACAAAGGUGAUAGGGGAGACAAGGGGUCCGUGGGAGACACUGGAAUUCAAGGACUUAUUGGUCCAAAAGGUGAUAGAGGUGACACAGGGCCUGUUGGACCAGCUGGACCUCCUGGACUACCGGGAGAUGGGGGAAGUGGAAAGCCUCUGGUGGGUCUGAAAGGAGAACCAGGGGUCCCAGGUCAACCAGGACUCCCAGGUCCAGUUGGACCACGUGGUCUUCCAGGCCGUAAAGGAGACAUUGGAAUGCCAGGAAUACCAGGCCGUAGAGGUUUCCGCGGAAGGAAAGGUGACAGAGGAUUUGGACCUCGAGGGUUCAAGGGAGAUAAGGGAGACAUUGGCCCUCCUGGUCCCCCUGGAACUGGUUUAGGUCCAAGUGGAGAAAUCAUUCGUGGAGCUAAGGGAGAUCGUGGAGAGAGAGGUUUACCAGGCAUUCCUGGAACAGGAGUACCAGGAGAAAGAGGUUUCCCUGGACAACCAGGCCCCAGUGGCUUCCCUGGACAACGGGGCCAGAAGGGUGACAAAGGUGAUCCAGGAAGAAAGGGAGAUCCUUCUUAUAUCCAGGGACCACCUGGCCCUCCUGGGCGCCCUGGAACUGGUGGAAAUGGGAAUGGCGGCGGACUUGUAACAUUUAAAGACUUUAACAACAUGCUGUAUGCGGCAAGAAAUCUUCCCAUUGGUACCAUGACUUUUACCCUAAAAGAGGAAGAAGUUUAUGUAAGAGUGACAGAGGGAUUUAAACAACUCCAGGGACGAUUGGUCAGGAUGAGCUCCAACAUCAUCAGACUUCCAUCAGAAAAGCUUACAGACAAAUCUACCACUACUGCUAGUUCAAUCACUAGUACCUCGCCUGCUUCUACACCCAAGCCCAUUCCUCUUCCUGGACCUGAUAGUGUGAUGCAGGCAGAUCAGCCCAGGUUGUACAUGUAUGCCCUGAAUUCUCCAAAAUCUGGAAAACUCCGAGGCUUGACUGGAGCUGACUAUGCUUGUUACAAGGAAGCUUACUACUCUGGAAUGCAUGGAAGAACUUUCAGGGCCUUCCUGGCUUCCAAGACUCAGAAUCUGUAUUCAAUUGUGUCUGACAAAAAUAUUCCGAUUGUCAACAAAAACGAUACAAUAAUCUUCAGUUCUUUCAAUGAGCUGUUAAAAACUGGAGGAAGAUUUAACAGAAAUGUCAAGAUCUACACAUUUGAUGGAGAGGAUGUAAUGUCAAGUCCAAAAUGGCCAGAGAAGAUGGUAUGGCAUGGUGCUGACAGCAAUGGAAACAAGAUGAACGACAAGGAAUGUUCAGACUGGCGAUCAGACAGCUCCAGCAGAGUAGGUUACGCAGGCUCUCUGCGAGAUGGAAAGUUAGUGGACAUGAAUGAGUUCAGCUGUAGGAAGCAACUUGUUGUGUUGUGUAUUGAGGUUUUACCAAAGACUCUGAAAAAACCUUACAAGUAAUAAGUGCCAUGUUUUUGUUGCUAUAAUUGUACAAUAUAUAUUUUUCAUUCUUAUAACCUUCUACAAUUUUUUUAAAAACCAUUUUAGCAUAUAUUUGUAAAGAAUUUAGCCACUUUCAUUUCUUCGGUCAGUAUUUUUAUGUGUGAAUUUAACUGAGAAAUUUUGAUUCUUUUAUUUUUAAUGUGGAUAUUAAUCCAACUAGAUAGCUGUGAUAUUACUUUGGAAGAAAUUUUAAUCACCCACCAAAGAAUGACAACAUUACAGAAUAUAUAUUAAUUAUUGUAUCAGAUUAAACAAUAAUGAUGUAGACAUUUUUUAUCUAAAUAGAAAAGUUAGAAUUUCUAGAUGUUUUUUUUUUCUUCUUAAGAAAUCAGUGGCCGUAGAUCCAAAUUGUUCUAUAGAAACGUUUUACACUGUUGUGUGCAUAUAGAAGUAGUUGAUUCCCAUAAUUUACCAACACCAAAUGAAUGUCCUCCGAUGACUCUAAACCAAUAAAAUAUUGUAGAUUAUUUAUGCCAGAUUACUUGUACAUGUACCAGUUCUGUGUCCUCAUCUAAUGUGUAUGAUGAUUGAUGAUUGCUGAAAAAAAUUUCAACCUUCAAAGCAUUUAUGGUAACUGUUACUAGCAUAUACUUAUUAAGUCAAAAUUGUACAAUUCGGUUAGGUUUACUUUUGCCGUAUAAAGAUAUCCAGAUGUUUCAUAAGUAUUGUAAAUAGAUAAGUUUUGUUGGCCUCGAGCUAUUUACUCCUGCACGUAACUUACAGUGUUUUUAAUAUCAUGCUUGAAAAUAUUGUACAUGCUUUGUUAUUUGAAUACCCAAAUUCCUGAACAAAAUACAUGGAAUAUGUAUUAAUAAAGCUAAGUUACUUCAAUAAAAAGAAAAUCAGUGCUUAAAUGCUCAAAAAGGUUGUAUUUUGUAUGAAAAUCACAUUUUGCAUUGAUUGUUUUACUCUACAAGUAUUCAGUAGUAUCCCAUAUAUCAUUCAUUGUAUUGUCAAAUAUGUAGACACAAUAUUGUGUGCCCUGGUCAAAUGCAGAAUGUUUGAGUUGUGUGGAAAAUUUGUUUGUUUUUUUUUGUUAUAUAAUAUAAUGGAUAAUCUUGGCUGCUGGAGAAAGUAGAUUAUAAGGAAGAUGAAAAUUAUACUGAACAAAGAAUAGAAUUAAUUGUAUUUAGAUUUGUUCUGAAACAUCUUCUUUUUUUUUAAUGAUUCAAAAAUUAAUGAACAAAAAUGAUUAUUGACAAAUAUUUGAGAGCUUUUUUAUUGAUUAAAUAUUUGUUGGGCAUUUAGUUGUUGUAAAUGUUUGUUUGAUUUUCAGACAUAUGCAUUUAGUUUUUAGAUGCUUUGUUUAUGAACAGUAUUGCAUUCUGAAAUUUUACAAUGUACCCUAUAUAUUACAAGCAUUAAAGUUGGUGUACUGUAUGUCAUACAAAAUUGUUUCAUUUUUGUUUAAAUGUAAAAUGCAAACAUAUGUAAGCUUUAUCUUCAUAUAUCCUAUGUCAAAAUGGUGAAAAGAAAUUUCUUCAAAAAUUUUAAUGACCAAUGAAAAUGUGCAUAACUUGUUAAAAAAGUAAUUUCAAAAUUUCUCAAAUAUGGAACAAGUACCUAAAUACUAUAAAGUUGCUUUAUAUAAUCAUAUAUUGCAAAUUGAACAAGGUAAAAAUACUAGUAGUUUGGAUUUGAAUUUAUAUUACCGGUAUGAAGUAUGUAAACAGAUUGAUACAUGUACUAUAUUUGUAAUUUUUUUUCUGUUGAAAGCCUAAAUUCUGUGCCAGUGACAUGUAUCUCCUGCUAAUCACUUCAUGACAAAUAUACAUAAUAAAAGCUUUUAAUAAUA
Molecule: messenger RNA, 6366 nt
Organism: Saccostrea echinata
Lineage: Eukaryota; Metazoa; Mollusca; Bivalvia; Ostreida; Ostreidae
Product: collagen alpha-2(I) chain-like
Exons: 29
Coding region: 654-4529 (1291 amino acids)
Source: RefSeq, a predicted model, not a curated record